This is a messenger RNA of Suillus clintonianus, 1443 nucleotides long. RefSeq lists its product as uncharacterized. The coding region runs from base 82 to 1443 and encodes 453 amino acids. The transcript is spliced from 5 exons. Lineage: Eukaryota; Fungi; Basidiomycota; Agaricomycetes; Boletales; Suillaceae. The record is from RefSeq and is a predicted model, not a curated record.
ACCGGGAAGACUUAGUCAGCUAAUAAUACACGCCUUCAUCGUGACGUUCAGCAUUAAUUGCGCUUGCAGGACGCGACGAACAUGGAACCCACGAGCCAACUUGGCGCCAGUACUUCGCUUCCUCAACUAAACAACUUGAAAGGCCCGCAACUUCUCUCAGGCUCAGGCAGUUUCCAGAGCUACUUGUCUUCAGCUGGUUCAUAUCACCGUCACGCUAAAGGGGCAGGUGUCCAUCUUGAGAACCAAUAUUCAGUUCAUAUCGACAAAAACCAAUCACCCCACCUUCAGAGCAUAGUAGAAGCUUCUUCCCAUUCAGGACCGUUUUCUGGCGUUGUGCGAUUCAUAACCAACUUUCCUGGAUUCGCGCUCGAGGACCUACACCGCUUCCGCUAUGGACACCUAGGAAGGCUGCGGAUCUUAUUGCUUCUGUACUGCUGCGUGAGCGUUACCUUCCUCUCUUUCAAAAUGCAUAGCGCCUUGCGAGGGGUUGUCGCAGCAGGCCGCCCGCACAUAGGUCAUGUCCCAAACACAAUGUACCGUGUCUCCCCUCUUUCAAAUAUGUCAGUUCAGCAGCGAAUGUCUAUUGCGUUUCCUAAUAUUCCGCCACCUGGUCAUCUGGAGACCUUCACCCUGGCUACUCAUUCGUCAGUGGACAGUGACCUCACCGCUUGCCUGUGGACCGAGGAAGACAAGCUGCGCGACAUACUUACCACACUCACGACUUGGCCGGGACCCGUGUCCCUGGUCGUUGUAACCUCUGCACGGUCGGAUUCCACGGACCAUCUAACCACCUUCAAAAGGUUUCCAGAAUUUAUGGGCCUCCUCGAUACGCAUGCCUCAUUCGGUCUGUCGUUCCACGUACUCCAAGUCUCAUCCUCUUCUGGAGGGUCGGCCAAUGCUUAUUUGAAUGUUGCUCGUCUCUUGGCGCCCACUGAUCGAGUUGUCCUGUUCCCGAAUGGUUUGCCUUCGCACCUCUCGAAUAAUUUGUACAGCUCCAUCAUUCGGUCGACGUCUCCGCUGCCUCUUGUACUGGGUAACAAUAGCCGUAGGACAUAUCCAUUCGCCCCGAUGUCCCCUGUUAUUCUUCCCAAGGAUUAUCCCACGUGGUGUACCGAGCGUUUCUCUCUUUUCCGAUCUCGAUCACUGGACUGGGAAGACUGUCUCUGGCAGCUGUGGCUCGAAAGCGCUGGCUCGGUCAAGUCUACGGCGGUGGAUGGCUGGCUAGGGGAGGAAACUGGUAAACCAAGUAUUUCGAAUAACUCCGCCCUAUCCGCAAAGCUAAGACGACGUUGGACUGUCAAAUAUCGUGCAGAAGCCUGUGCUCUCGCCAUGAAAAGAGCACAGAUCUUGGAAAUAACUAGUUAUGCAGACAAGAAGGCGUUCCAAUGGCGCAAGAAAUUUUGUCAUGAGUCUCUGGGUACUUCCCCGGCAAACGCUGCUUAA